AUGAGACACCAGCACAGCCUCACCAUGAGACACCAGCAGAGCCUCACCAUGAGACACCAGCACAGCCUCACCAUGAGACACCAGCACAGCCUCACCAUGAGACACCAGCACAGCCUCACCAUGAGACACCAGCACAGCCUCACCAUGAGACACCAGCACAGCCUCACCAUGAGACACCAGCACGGAUUCACCAUGAGACACCAGCAGAGCCUCAUCAUGAGACACCAGCACAGCCUCACCAUGAGACACCAGCAGAGCCUCACCAUGAGACACCAGCACAGCCUCACAAUGAGACACCAGCACGGAUCACCAUGA
Knipowitschia caucasica is the source of this 315-nucleotide messenger RNA. The record is from the annotation of a GenBank genome assembly. NCBI's taxonomy places the organism in Eukaryota, Metazoa, Chordata, Actinopteri, Gobiiformes, Gobiidae.